Nilaparvata lugens (brown planthopper) is the source of this 2025-nucleotide messenger RNA. RefSeq names its product kelch-like protein 10. NCBI's taxonomy places the organism in Eukaryota, Metazoa, Arthropoda, Insecta, Hemiptera, Delphacidae. The transcript has 7 exons. The record is from RefSeq and is a predicted model, not a curated record. Gene Ontology annotation, molecular function: protein binding. The coding region runs from base 130 to 2019 and encodes 629 amino acids.
UUAAUAAGAGUUCAAUCUCACACACAUGUCAUCACAAUCAACAUUAUCUCAUCCAAAGUAAACAAUAUUUUUAAGUUUUCUUAAACCUUGUCUUUCACGUUUUUAACAUUAAUCUUGGAAGGAAAUAUAAUGGAUAAGCUAGCUAUAAGAAAAAAUAAACAUUCUAGAUCUUCUUCGAAUCCCUGCAGCCGAUUUUCUUUAUGUUCAAGCAUUAGCAAAGAAAAAUUGAGGUUUAAAACAAAUUAUCUGUACAGAAAUGAACAUAAACCAUCAGAGUCUAUAAACUCAGAUGAAAGGAUUCAAUCAAAAGAAUUUUUAGCUGUGUGGGAUGAACUUCGACAGAAGAAGCAGCUUUUUGAUGGCUCCAUCAGGUCUUCUGAAGGGACUGUGUUUCAAAUCCACAGAGCAAUACUCGCCACAUUUAGCCCCUACUUUAAAGCAUACUUUACAAACACAAUCAACUUGGAACGUACAGAGAAAUAUGAGUUACAUUUGAGGGACAUCUCCAGUGAAGUAAUAAAUCACAUCCUUGAUUUUGCCUAUACAGGUCAAUGUAUUAUCAACAGAUCAAACGUGGAAAAGCUCCUUCCAGCUGCUGACCAAUUGGAAUGCAUCAGCGUCGUUAAAAAAUGCUCGGAAUUUAUUAUCGGAGAGCUGUGUCCUGAAAACUGUUUGGGAAUACUCAGAUUUGCGAAAUGUUACUCUUGUGAAUUUUUAGAGAAUGAGACAAAGAAUUUCAUAAGGUGGAAUUGUGUGGAAAUCUUUAAAAGUCCUGAAUUCGAGGAGUUGAGCUGGGAAGAAGUCUAUGACAUUCUGUCUGAUGAUUCGCUCAACGUUCCAAGAGAGGAAAUUGUUUACGAAGCCGUUGAUAGAUGGAUUAGCAAAAGUCCCAAGGAACGAGGGAAAUUUCUCUACAUUCUGUUUCAAUGCAUUAGAUUUGGGUUGAUGGACAUCAAAUACUUGAGAGAAGUUGUCAAAACCAACAACUACAUGAAUGAGGACACACGUGAGUUCCUGUGCACAGUUGAGGUCGAAUCCAUCUACGGAUUCAACUGUAGUAAGGCUUUCAUGCGGCCGAGAAUUCCGUUCGAAGUGAUUUUUGCGGUCGGAGGUUGGAGUAAAGGCCACCCAACAACUGUGAUAGAAACGUACGACCCAAGGGCUGAACGAUGGUUCAUCAUCGACUACGAGGAUAUGGUUCCACGAGCCUACCAUGUGCUGGCCUGCCUCGACAAUCAGAUCUACAUGAUCGGAGGGUAUGAUGGAAAUGUGUACUAUAACACUGUGAGGUGCUUCGACCCGGUGACAAGGAGGUGGACUCAAAGAGCGUGCAUGUCUUAUCCUCGUUGCUAUGCCAGCGUCGCCGUUCACAAUGGCGAAAUCUAUGUAAUGGGAGGUUUCAAUGGAAGAGACCGGAUGCAUUUUGUAGAAAAGUAUAAUCCUCACCAAAAUGCUUGGAAAAUGAUCAAAUCAAUGAACUCACCGAGAUCUGAUGCCAGCGCUGCUACAUACAAUGAUAAGAUAUACAUAGUUGGAGGAUUCAACGGCGCAGAAGUUCUUAUGACUUGUGAGGUUUAUGACCCUUCCACUGGACAAUGGACUUUUAUUCCAUGCAUGAGUACACCUCGCUCGGGAGUUAACCUUAUCGUCUACAAGGAGUGUCUCUAUGCAAUUGGUGGUUAUGAUGGCGCUGAACGAUUGAAUAAAGUUGAGAAAUACAGUCAGGAGGCAGAAUUAUGGCAGCCCGUCCGAGAAAUGCUGUUUGCUAGAAGCAAUUUCGCAUGCAUUGUUCACGAAGAUCGUAUAUUUGUGAUAGGAGGAUUUAAUGGUACAACAACAAUGUGUGAAACAGAGUUUUACAAUGGUGAGACAGAUGAGUGGCAGAUGGGAAAGCAGAUGAAUAUCCACCGCAGUGCAUUGUCAGCAUGCAUUUGCCGAGGCCUGCCGAACAGCUACGAUUACUCAUUAGCCGGCGUCAGCAAACCUUCGCCAAACAAAAGCAGAUCAUCUUCGACGUGAAUGACA